Molecule: messenger RNA, 1592 nt
Organism: Cadophora gregata
Lineage: Eukaryota; Fungi; Ascomycota; Leotiomycetes; Helotiales; Ploettnerulaceae
Exons: 9
Coding region: 274-1239 (321 amino acids)
Source: RefSeq, a predicted model, not a curated record
GUGCUAAGACAACUCUGCAUUCCCUGGGUGUAAUAAAUGGACGUGCUGCCUCUUUGCCCUGAUUGUAAAUUCAAAACUGACGUUUUCAUUUCGUAGACUUUUUAAUUCUUGUUUCUUCGGGGAGCGACGUUUUGAUUGAGCUCCUCAAGCGAUUUUCCAUCUGGCUAUUCACUUUUGAAGCUGGGCUCCUCGUUCAUUCCUAAAUCUUCCUUCUCAGCCUUCCUCCACCAUCAGUUCGACAACAUUUCAACUCAAGCUAUCUCAUAGAACAAGAUGCGCAAACAUAUCAUGAGUGUUCUUCAGUCUUUAUGGAACAUUGCUAUUCUGUGCAGCUUCCUUCUUAAUGGAGUUUGCGCUCAGAGUGGUGCACUGGCCCCAACCAGCAAAGAAUCAGCUCCCAAUCCAAUCGCAGAUAUCUACCCGAACGGAAUUACUGGUACCUUCAACAGUACCAUUUUCGUCAUCCCAAUUUCCUAUAAGCUUGCUCGGUCUCUCAUCCCGAAACAAUGGAGAAUCAAUAAAAAGGCUUAUCGUGAGCUCCUUCCUGGCUUUCCCAAGGACUCUUAUCCUCUCGUGGUUCGUUCUGGGGUUGAUCACGAUGUUGGACUCAAGGCUAUAGGCUUCAAGGUGGACGACUUCCAGACUGUCCACACCUUCUUUCCAUUCGUCGACCUCUUCAAUGAUGGUUAUUCCAGCUACACUUACAACAAAUACCUCCUCAUCACAGCCACAAACCUUCUAGGUAUAGGUGCUCUCCCUGAGUAUGGAACAGUUCCAGUCCCUGCCACUUUCAGCCCAGAUCUCGAGGCGUAUGGUUACUCUGGAGAUACUCCCUGCCCGGAAGAAAGAUAUCUCAAUGCUUAUAGCGCAUUCGAACUAGCACCGAGGCCAACUGUUGCGAUGAAGUUCAAGGACAUUAACAAAGUUACACCUUGGCACACGAAUUUCUACGUUAAUGUAACCAAUCAGCCAAUUAUGACCAAUGGUACCUUAUGUGACAAUCAAAUAUUCUUCUACAACACAACUCUGUCGAGCGAUAUCAAUACCCCUCGUGGAGUAAAGGGAUCAAUCAUGUUGAGCGCUCCUCUGCUCCCUGAAGAUACUACAUUCAAGGACGUCUUCGGGAUUCGAGUUGAUACUGCAUUCCUCGAGAUCACCUCGGUGCCAUGUGCUGACUUGCAAGGAUACCAUGGAACUGGACCGGGUGAUCGGGGUACUUCCGAUGGUAAGUCAGCAUGAGCUAGUUUGGUUCUGUAGCCCGCACAUACAAUGGUCAAGCAAGUCAUGACAGGCCCUUGUGGUCGUUGUGCUACCGCGGCACUGUUCCUUUUUGAGACGUGCUAAUCAGUAUUGUAGUUCACUGAUAUAAAUGUUACUUUGAACCCCAUGGUUAAUUUUUGAUGUUUCUGUGAACAUUCCCUAUGCCUGCAGCAGUUUAUUCAUUCCUUGGGUUGCUGCCAAGUGCGAACUGAAAGUGAAUCACAUUAUGAUGCAAUCUCCGCAGGCAACACAUUCUAGCCGGAAGUAUAAGAAGAGUCUAACAAGAUUGUUAGAUAUACAUGCCUACUUAUUAAUGCAGAAUGAAUUUUCCU